Molecule: messenger RNA, 1383 nt
Organism: Fimicolochytrium jonesii
Lineage: Eukaryota; Fungi; Chytridiomycota; Chytridiomycetes; Spizellomycetales; Powellomycetaceae
Exons: 6
Coding region: 136-1191 (351 amino acids)
Source: RefSeq, a predicted model, not a curated record
UGCUGUCAAUACCUCAUGCUCACUGUCAUUUUGCCCCUCGUUCGCUGUCCCCCAACUCAAACUUCAAGUUCAGUCUCACUGGCCCGUCUCCAGUAGCAAAACCGAGGCUCUCCAGAUCCAGCUCCACACACAGCAAUGUACCUCCUGCCAGCACAGACCAUCCACAUGCCGCUCCCAUGUCCCGUCUCGCACGACGCCGCAAGGCUGGCGAUCGGCACUUUCAUCACAGUCGGGAUGGUCGUCUCGUAUUUGCCACAGUUCAUCAAGAUUUUUCGCAAGAAAAGCAGUGAAGGAUUGUCGCUGUAUUUCUUCUUCCUGGGAUCGCUCGGGAUGGUAGCGACUGUCGCGAACAUGGCUUUACUUCAGUACCCUUCCAUAGUGUGUUGCCGGAAAUCGCCCCAGUGGACGCCUUUGCUAUGCUUCGAGAACACUCUGGGCUUCACUCAGGUCGCCGUCCAGACGGCUUGUUUCAUGACUUGCGUCAUUCUCUUCUACGUCUACUAUCCAGCGCACCUCAAGCAUCACCCAGAUAGCACCGAACCGACUCUCGCGUAUACGCGUGCUAAAUGGAUCCGCCGCAUCAUCAUUGCUUACACGGUCACGAUCACUGCGACGGUGGUGAUCCUGCUCACUCGAACGACGGAUGCUCAGGGAAACAGUGAACCGGCAAGAUACGUGGCCGGUGUCAUGGGUGUUGGCGCCGCUUUCACUAGCGUGUUCCAGUUCAUGCCGCAGAUAUUGCAUACUUGGGAUUUACAGGCGGUCGGCUCCCUUAGCAUCCCCAUGAUGCUCAUGCAAUGCCCAGGCUCGUUCCUGGUCACAUACUCGCUAUACAUCGCACCAGGCGCCAACUGGACCUCGUGGCUACCCUACUUCAUGAGCGGCUCGCUCCAAGGCGUCCUACUCGCAUUGUGCAUAUUCUUCACGCUGCGAGAGGGGAAGCAUUCACCGACAAGGAGGGAAAGCGACGGGUCGAGGCUUGGGGACGCUGAGGAACCGGCGCAAGAGAACGAUGGGGACGACGGCCGAGGCGAUGGAGAGGACAGCGCGCUGGGCGAGGAGGCGCCGUUGCUGGGACAGAAGGCUGGUAGUGCGGCAACUCCGCGGCCGCGGGCCCCGGUGGUCGUGGUGGAGGAUCCCGGCGCCGCUGCCGAGAGGCGUGGGAGCUAUGGCGCUGUCGAGGGUUCGUGAACCCGUUUGAUAUUUGUUCUACUGUGUCUGUGCAAGCCCAUGGCGUUAAGUAUUGUGAGCGACCCUCAAUCUUGCUCGCGUACGCUUAUAGGACGUGGGGUGUAGAUUGGCAUACCCUCCGAGUCUCCCACUGUUUCGAUCCCAUUCCCGGCUGCCAUCGUGGAGCAAACGAGGCCACUUUCUUUUGUAUAU